GAGCAGUAUCUCACACUCAUAUCCUAACAUGACCCCUCCCAAAAAAUGUCUUUUUUUUUUCCCUCUGAGACAGGGACUCAACAUUGUAUCCUGGCUGACCUGGAAUUUACUAGACAUCCCAGGUUGGCCUUGUGCUUAGGACAGUCCUUCUGCCUCAGCUUCCCAAGUUUUGAGAAAUGAGCUACUAUGUGUGACUAAGAAGAUGUUUAUUGAAUGAACUGACUGCAAAAUAAUAUGGAGUGAAAUCUGGGAAGAGGUUUUGUUUUGCUGAGACUCUUCCAAAGACCAUGAAAUGGGAUAACAUCUCUUUCCAAUCAUCCUGUCUUCACCCAUGUACUUCAAUCCCAUGGAAGAAGUGACAGGCUCCCAUCAUAUCUCUGAUGCCUACUUUUAAUUGCCCACUGUCUGUCCAUCCAGACGGUACAAAGAAUGUGUUCUUCAUUAUUAGUUCAGAGCUUGGUGCAUACUAUGCUCCUAGGAAAUGUGUCCUAUUGUUUUGUUCUUACAAAGAAAUGUGCCGUUCGUGGUUACUUGGACGGGCUGAGUAUCCGGUCAGUGGUGACACCUACCGAAUAUGAAGUUGGAGAUGAAGAGCAACACAGCACCCCAUGAUACCGAAGGAGACAGAAAAUGGCAAAGGCACAGGUGGAAAAUCAACAGCGUGGCAUAGUGAUCUGCCAUGUGAUGUGCGUGCGCUCUUUCUCACUGGGCUUUCAGAGCGCUGCAGUCAUCUGGAUGAUUGCUGCCAUUUUCCAUGUAGGAAAGCUCGAGGUGGCUCCUCGCCCACUUCAGGGACCACACCUGAAGAGUAGCUCACCAGACCCUGGGUCCUGCCUGAUUCUGUGUUGUUUUAGCCACACUCUUUCCUUCCCAGUUACAAAACAACGUUAUGACAGUGACAACCUCGGUGUGUGUCAGCCUUUGACAUGUGUUUAUCGUAACUUCCUCUGAAGAAUUAAAAGCCAUUGACUUCCAGUGUUGCUAUCUUAGAACUGGAAGGAAAUGAAAACUCCGUGGAUACCCGAGCUCCCUCUUUGGUCCCUCAUUGGUCCAUCUUGGCAGCCACUGCAGUUAAUGUGUCUGUAGUAAACUGCUACCUCUUGAGGCAGCCCAUUCCUUUUUCAAUGGAAAGCGACUUCAAAGAAUCAAGCCAAACAUAGGUGUUAGAAUAAUAGCGUACAGGGACCUGUAGGAGAAGGGUCAGUGCCUCACAUGGAUGUGGAAACAGCAGAGGCCACGCUGGGUAAAGGUGAAGGGUACAUGUAAGGGGAAGAAGUCUUCCAUGAGUCCGCUUGGCAUUUGGGGUUAUGGGUAAGGCCUGUGGGUCAGCUGGGGGCUCAGCUCUGAGCACUGAAGCCAGACUCUACUCCUUCUCCUGUGUGUUUCAGGCCCCAGAGUAAAACAGGUAAGACUUUCAACAUCAGAGACCCCUUGACCUCAGUCAUUGAGGUCACUUGGAAAAGCUGGAGCUCUUCUGAAGGACACACAUGCCUUAGUGUGGUUGUCAGCCAUUGAAGGUUUUUUCUGAAUUGUGGGCACAUACGGAUGUUGGGUUUAUUUACCAAACCCCAGUGGGACAGUGACCCACAUGGAUAUUUUUUGAGAAAGGGAUACAUAUAACCAUCUCUGUAUGAAGACACAUAUUCAUAGGUAUGGGCCUUUUAUCCUGGGUCACCAGGAGUCUGUCUCUAAGACAUGGUUUUACUCCUGAGGUCAUCAUGCCCAGAGUCCAUUUUAAAUGCCCAGUUUCCCACUUCUGUAUUAACAAAUGCAGUGUACCUAUACAGCUCCUAGCUAGUCUUCAAAAUGUUGCCCAGGUGCCCUGUCUCUCAUUCAUGCAUCCAUUCUACAAGUAUUUCCAGAAUGUAUAUUAAUUGCUGGAUGCUUGGGAUAUAGGCAGCAAAACCCCUAGCUAAACAGUCACCUUCCAUAUUCACACAGCCCUGAGUUGUGCUGCAACCUAUUUUCUCUAGUGCUUAGUCAAGGCCCUUGCUAAGCUGACUUGAACAAAUACUUGUUCCUUGAAUCCUUCCUGAUUGUAUAAGUGAACGUCCUAUCUGUGAAUCCAUGAAAGUCACAAAGUAGUUUCAGGAAUGGUGACAGGGAAUUUUCUCUGAGGUCACUAAUGCCCAGAGCUUUCUGGCUUUCUACAAUCUAGAGGGACACCAUGCAGUUAUAGACCUACAAAAUGUGAUCACCCCCAAGCUGACCACAGAGAUAUCUCUGUCUGUGUGUUCUAAGGGCAUGUACCCAGUGGUCAGCAGAACAGUGUGGGAUCCAGGGAGAAUUCCCACUGGCAGAAAGUGCAGGCAACUUCAUCACAUCUGCAUGCUGGCCAGAUAUAUUUCCUAACAAUUGCUUCUGUGGCCACAGGAUGGGUCCUGCUGCCAUGAUGGUUCAGCCGCCUGAGCUCUGAUGACACUGCGCCAUGUACAGCGUGGAAGAUCUCCUGAUUUCUCAUGGAUACAAGCCAGCCCGAGAUGUCUCAGCACCGUGUGAGGACAAAUCAGAGGGAUGCCGGCCGACGAGGACAAGAACCCGAGCUGACCAGCGCCUGUUGAAUGGAUAUGAGGAUGGCCCUACAGCCCAUGCACACAGUAGGACAUACCUGGGGACAGGGAAUGUGAGCAGCUCUGAGAGCUGCAGCAGCAAGCCAAGAAGCCACGGGGAACGCCAGAGCACUUCUGCUUCCAGAGCUCCUGAGGCAGGGUUUUUAAAUCAACCCUCUUUAGCAUGGUCCUCUCAACCACGUAUUGGUAGCGACCACACCUACAGGAGCAGAGGAAGGCAGGAGGGUUCCAGGGACCGAGAAGACGUGGAAAUCAGAGGAAUGGCUCAGGCGCACAGUCUACCCAUCCAUGUGAGAGAAAGUCCAUGGGAAGUCGCAGGAAGAACAGAGCAUGUGAUGAGAAAGGCUGUUUGGGAAGAAGAGCUGCGGAUGCCAGCUCCUGCCAAGUGGCAGAAUGUGAGCCCGGAAACCUGGAAGCAGCCAAGGAAGUUAGGGAGGCAAGUGUCUGAUGGUGAUAGAGAGAAAAUGUUCCAGGAUCUGUACCAGUUCGUUCAAGGAGAUCAUAUGCCCAUAUCUCAGAGCAAAAAGAAAUCCCAGUCAUUGCCUCGAGUUCUUUCUCCUGAGAGCCUGAGUUUCACAGAAAUUCCUGUUCCGCUGCGUGAUGGGCACUUAAUGGGUAUCCCCAAAGCGCCCCCAUACCCUCCCAGCUGCCCACCACCUCUGGAGCCCACGAGGAACCUUGAGAAGUCUAGUUUUCCCAGGCCUAAGUUCGGGAAACCCCUUAAGACCCAGAGUCACCGCUCUCAGCCACAGCCCAAGGACCCCCAGCACGGGGAGCCACGUGGCUCCUACCCAGCAAGAAGUAAGGAUUCCAGGCAUGAGCUGGGUAUGCUGGAUACUGGCUUGGAGCCUCCAGUGUAUGUGCCUCCACCUUCAUACAAGUCACCCCCCCAGCACAUUCCAAACCCCUACCUUGAAGAUCCUGUGCCCAGGCAUCUGAGCAGCAGCCAGAGUCAACAGCAGCAACUGCCUGAGAAGGCUGAGGCCAGUUGUCCGCUUCCUUCUGGCUCCCUUGCAGCUAGGAACCUCUACAGUGCCACACCUGGCUCUCCCCCUCAAGGUCGUCCUCCACACCCCUACGUUGCCACCCAAGGGGCUUCUGUUCAGUACAUCCCAUUUGACGACCCGCGGAUCCGACACAUCAAGCUCACUCAGCCCCCGGAAUUCUAUGAGGAGGCAAAGAUUGAUGACAGACCCUACAGCUCUCGCCUCGCUGCCGAGGAGCCAGCACCCCCAUCAGUCAUUGAGCAGGGCUUAGCCUUUGCCCGUUCCAGUUCCAGUCCACGGUGGCUGCAUGGCCAUGUCCCCAUGGACACUGAACAUGGAGGUUUCCCCAGCCAAGCAGAAGAGCGCGUCGUGAGAGAACUAGGAGCUGAUGUAAGAGACAGGCAGGCAGAGAGUCAUGCCUCUUCCCCACAGCCACAGAGUGAGGGUACCUGCAAAACCUACACUAAGAUCAGAAAGUUUGAAACUGGGAUUCAGACCAAGAAAAGUUCAAAGAAGAAAACCAAUGCAACCAUAUUUUGUUUGGUUUCUGUCCCAGUUAAAUCUGAGUCACUUCUGCCAGAUACGGAUACGAACAACAAUGGCUUGCAGUUGGGGCCCGGUAAGACGCAUGGAUUGUGUCAGGGUGCAGCCCUGGAAGAGCAAAGUAUGUUGAGUAUGUCUUCCACCGACCUGGAGCUGCAAGCCCUCAUGGGAAACAUGGCUUGGAGAAGAACAUCCCCAAGGCAAGGUCUGGCGGAUCCAGAAGACUUGAGUCAAACUGAUGACCUCAGAAUCCUCCACCUCACCAAACCCAGCCAGCUCCAGCCUUCUGGCUCAUGGCCAGGCUACCAGUGCAGAGAUCAGCAGACCCAAACCAGUUUCCCUGAAGACACCAAAAGCUCACUUCUCCCUCUUGCCGUAAAAGCGGGAGAGCCCGGCAAUGCAGCCCUGACCCCAUCAUGCCCAGAGCCCACUGUUUCCGAAGUACGUGUGCAUGCAGCCUCAGCAUCUAGUGACCAAAAUCAGAAGCCCAGUGGCCCUCACCUCCGAGGCCAGAUGUCCCUCAGCCCGUCUCGAAACAGUGCUUUCUCAAGGACUUCCUCAGCCUUAAACCAGGCUUCUGCGCCAAAGGGGGCCUCGGGUCAGCCCCCUAGGGCCAGCCCUGCACCCCGGCCAGAGGUGGUGAAGGGGGAGCCUACUGCAGGCCAGUGCAACAGCACACAGCUCUUUGGUCAGUUUCUCUUGAAACCAGUUAGCCGCAGGCCCUGGGAUCUGAUAAGUCAGUUGGAAAGCUUUAACAAGGAGCUUCAGGAAGAGGAAGAAAGCCAUGGUGCUAGCGGUGGGAGCAGUAAUGAGGGCAGCGAGGUGGAACAGCCCCAGGAUAGUGCUGACUCCAGAGCCAAGACCCGAAGCCGCCAUGAAACCAGCCAGGAAAAGAGAGCGGAGCCGCAGCCUGCAGCACUGGUGUUCGAGGCAGGGUUCCAGGCAGAGAGCUGGAGAGAGGAACCAAAACCUGGCUCCCCAAGUGCCCAUCCUCAGUCCCUGGGCCGGUCACAGGAGGAAAACAGCAGAGGCGAGCUAGUCCAGUGGGCAGAUGAGAGCCUGGUUGCAGAGCAGCAAAGCCGGGAGGUCCCGAAUGGGGUAUGUGAGCGGGACAUUAGCGUGAGUCCUCUAAGCAGGAUGGCUCCCAGUGACACAGAAACAGCCCCCUUUUUCUAUCUGGCAGAGCUGAGAGGAAGUCAAGAACUCACCAAAGUCAGCGAUGCUUUAGGGUCCAUGCAGCUGGACAGAGAGACCCCUCCAAGAGUGAACACUGGUGAGGAGAGAGACACAGAGGCCCUCCUGCCUCUCGCUGACAAGUAUGGAGGUUUCUCAACAUCAGACUUGCGGUCUUUGGGGCUCCCACUGGGACAAGAGCAGAGGGUCUCCAAACCAGAACCUCUGGAUGUAGAGAAUACAGUGGAAGUCCUCCCAAGUGAGUCUCUGCAGGAGAGGGCGGAGAGGAUCCUGGGCAUUGAAGUGGCUGUGGAGUCUCUCCUGUCAGGUGCCGGGAGAGGACAGAGGCAGCUCCCUGAGCACGGUGCAAGUGCCUGCAGCCCAGAGUCGUCCAGAGAGGACUCAUCUCCCAACUUGGCCCCAUCAGGGGGCUCUUCCGUGAGCACUGAUGCUUUCUAUGGCAGGAGAAAGUGUGGCUGGACUGAGAGUCCCCUCUUUGUAGGGGAAAGGGCCCCCCAGACUUCUGUGUGCUCAGAUGUAGACGGUUUCCUGGGAAGCCAAGCCACCAGUCCUGAGCCUGAGAAAAAGGACGGGGAGGCAAAGGCACCCUUCAAGUCCACUCUGUUCCAUCUCAUGGAAAAGACUGCAGGCACGGCAGGCUCCGAAAAGAGGCUCAGAAGCCCUUCCAAAGUGAUUGAGAGUUUACAGGAGAAACUGGUAUCGCCCCCAAGGAGGGCAGACGCAGAUCGCUUGGUGAGAAUGAGGGAGAUCAGCUCCUUGUCUCGGAUGAGGUGUCUAAGCUCCAGGAGUGCAGACUCCACGGAGGAGCCCGACCACCUAAAGGCCACCAAGAGUCUUGUCUCUCAGGGUGUGAUCCCGCAAGAAGAAAAUGGGCAUCCGGAAGUGCUAAGGAAGAAGCUGACUGAUCAGGACUUGUGGUCUGCAGAUUCCUAUGAUCCCAGCCGUGUGGAGAGGGUGUGACGGAUGCUGCUGUAGCCCCCACCACCUUGGCUAACGGAGUGAUCUCUGUGAACUCUGGUGUCUCGUCCAGGCUAAGCUGGAAGCUGUGGGUUUGCGGUGUCUCAACUCCUCCUUCCCCGCCAGUGGGAAAUCGGCCAUCCCUACAGAACUGUCAUGGAGCUAAAGCAGUGGGGUGCUGACAUCACAUGUCUUUAGAGCAUGGAUAUAGAAUUCCUAGAUUAGAAAAGAGUUUUCACAUCAGUUCCCCUUCCUGGUGGAUCAGGCCGAGUGGGUGUGAAUAGCUUGGUGUUAAUCCAGUUUUAUGUGAAGAAUCAAAUAUGGAAGAUGCGGUGGGUGAUUUUGAUUGGACCAUAAUGUCACCCAUUCCCUGCCGCAUCUGCCCAGCCCAUGCUCAUGUUUAGAAGUGUGGCCUAGGCAACUGCGUGGUAUUUGGACACUUACAGUUUAUGAGGAAUAUGAGUGAGUGUGUAUGACCCAUUUUUAUGACUCGACCUUCGGCAGCUUGGGGUAACUUGUAAGUAGCUGCGACCAGAGCUUCUUUGUGUUCCUGAGGGGUCACAUUCACGCUGUAACUCACCCCAAAGUGAUUCACUUGGCACUGAAGCAAACAUGCCGCACUCUGCUUUGCACUGUAUUCCCUAGGUUUUACUUUCUGUGUGGAUGUUUAGAUAUUCUUUAUAUGAAAAAUAAUUGCUGGUUUAAAAUAGACCAUGGUAACAAAGUAACUAUAUUUCUUUUUAUAAAAUUGCUAUUUUUCUAUGAUGUAUAAACAGUUCUUAGGUGGCAGAUUUUUAAGGAAGUGCUAUUUUAUUUAAGAGUCUAUACCUGUGUGUGUGAGGGACCCAAGAGGGCCCACCUUGGCUCUAAAGCCGUAUCCCUGCUCCACCCUCAGCUCUGUUCCUUGUGACUCAGGUUCACAGUGCUAGUGAGGACUGAUCACAAGCUCAUCAGACUCGCAGAGUUUCACAGUGUUAGUGAGGAUUGAUCGCAGCUCAUCAGACUCGCAGAGAGUUUCACAGAUGGAGCUGUGGCUCACAUUUCAAGUCACUCCUCUCCAAUUGACCAACAACUUCCUGGUCGUUCUACAGCCAUGUCAACGAGACUUGCCAAAACUCCAUAGUUUCAUCCUGUAUUUCUGUGGGGAAUCUGCCCCAGAAAGAAACUUUUCUCUUGCCCGCCACCUUGCUCCUUUACAGAAAGAUAUAUUUUUGUCUAGAAUGAUCCUGAUGAACUAACUAAUCUUGCAUAUUCUAACAAGUGCUUGGAAACAGUACCUAGGCAGCAUUCUCCUCACAUAUGCCAUGUUGGAAGGGUCAGGAGGCCCAGGGUUCUACUCCCGCAUCUGCCUGCAUACUUCAUGCAUUUUAUGCAUUUCACCCUUCUGUCUGAGGAAGGUAUUCUUGCUAGCUAACAUUUUCCAAAGGUUUUAGCCCCUUCUUUCCUCUCCUCCCUCCUUCCCUCCCUCUCCUUUCUUCUUUUUUGUUUCCCUCUUUCUAUUAAUUUUUGAGACAUUUUGUUAAUCUGUUUUCAGACGCGUCAUAUUCUUCCAGUGUGACUCCAUGGCUGGUUUCCUCUGGCCCCGAGACAGACUUUCAUGGCCUUGUAUCUACAUAAUAUUAUUUUAUUUCCUAAGAACUUCACAUGUUCUGGCUGGACCACACAGAGCAGAAUCCAAGUCCACACCAUUGCUCAUGCUCAUCUUAGUCCAGAGCUUGGCUCUCGUGGAAGCAGGUAUGGGACAUAGGUCUCCCUGAGGCAGCGGGCUAGCAGGUUGGUGAUGUGCAAUGCCACACAUGCAGACCCCAGGGCAUGUCUGUGUGCACACUGGUGCUGUACUGACUUCCCGUCAAAUGAUCCGAUACCAUCUAAAGACUGUUGAGGAAAAACAGAAGGAUCCUGAAGGAAAGCUGUCGUGCCUUACGUAUCUCAGUCUGGAAUGGGAUGCUCUUCCAUUUUGUCUUGUUCAAAGUCAUAUAUGUCAUGUUUCCCUGCAGCCAUUCAGUCAAAAUAGCAAAUAUUCAUACUUUAACCUCAAUUUUUCCAGAUUUAAGCCCAUAUGAAAAUUUUUUUGGAAGAAAGUGGUAACAUUGAACUUAGUAACUUGAAAAUUUGACCUUUAACUUUUCGUAUCCAAGGUAAUGAAUAUCUGGCCAAAAACUGUUUUGCUGAGGUCUUGAGUUCAAUACUGACUAUGAUUCCCUUUGUAAACUCCACGCGUGCCCAUGACCGUUGGUGGAAAGUUUUUUGUAUUCUGUGUUUGUCAAUUGUUUUUCUUAUUACACAUAAUUUGGAGCUUAUAAAAUUAAGUUAUAAUUUUGACCAUUUUAUCUAAAAAUUAUAGCAGGAAUUGUGCCUGUGUUGUUUCUGGAAUUGCAGAAGGGAGGGGGAAAUGGUGGUCUUUGGCCUCUUUGGGGAAAACUUUCUGAAAGAUUGAAGAUGAAGUAGCCUUUACCAUAUUCAAUUGUGUUUCUGUAAUCCCAGGAAACCCUCUAGGGAUGCAGCCGGUCCCUGGAUGGGACCAUCAGAAUUAUUUCCAUAAUUAUAGACAUUUAUUUCCUUUAUUAAUAAAGGUAAUGUGCAUCA
Messenger RNA from Arvicola amphibius (Eurasian water vole), 8836 nucleotides. It is a transcript of the gene Jcad, whose product is annotated as junctional cadherin 5 associated. The transcript is spliced from 4 exons. NCBI's taxonomy places the organism in Eukaryota, Metazoa, Chordata, Mammalia, Rodentia, Cricetidae. The coding region runs from base 2429 to 6253 and encodes 1274 amino acids. Gene Ontology annotation, cellular component: adherens junction; ruffle membrane. The record is from RefSeq and is a predicted model, not a curated record. Gene Ontology annotation, biological process: positive regulation of blood vessel endothelial cell proliferation involved in sprouting angiogenesis.